Molecule: messenger RNA, 1907 nt
Organism: Penicillium brasilianum
Lineage: Eukaryota; Fungi; Ascomycota; Eurotiomycetes; Eurotiales; Aspergillaceae
Source: the annotation of a GenBank genome assembly
CAGGCAACAAGUGUAUCCGUAAGGCUCCAAGGCUGCAAGGCCAGUCUGACACGGGAAUGUUUACACAGCCCACUUCGACUGCCACUGCCACCACCUGUCCGCUUUGAUUUUCAUUUGUCACACGCAGCUGACAUCCACACCGAGUUAAAAGCACCCUGCGCGCGAGGGAUCAUAGGCAUGGCAAGCUCCCUUCCCAAAAAUCCAUGAAAUCCCCUCUUCGGGAGGAAGAGGGCCCAACCCCUGCAAAGCUCUGCGCCUUGUACGAUGUCGGUGGUGGGGUAUGUCUGGCCGAUUCGUUUGCCAUCUACUCGGUCGUCGCAUUCCCCCCCAAGUGGGCAACUAUCGAGAUCGAUCGCAUAAUAUGCUCUCAGCUCGAGGAAGCUGCUUCGCUGCUCGCAACCAAAAUUCCUAUACUUUCCAACCUGCGCGAUCAUCCAGUGCUGGACCUCGUUUCGUUGCCAUGUCCGCCUCGGGGACCCGCUCAAGGAAGCAUUUGUACAAGCCCGGCUGACAGCCUCCCCUGGUUCUUGAUACACGCAGCUAGAUAUUCAAAGCACUGCGUGUUUGGUCGCAGCGAUUCUUUGACCUCACUGCUCGUUGUUCUCCAGCGGCCGUGGUGCAUCCUCGAGCUGUGCUGCUGUGAUACCCUAACGGUAGCCGCACUUCACAAUCUCGCGACUCUGGCCAUGAAAUUUGAUGCUUUGACCUAUAGACCUGCUGUCGAACUCUUAGCCCACGAGUUAUCGCGCAGAAACGACAACCCCCCGAACCUCCCCAGAGUCAAUCAUUCCAUAGGUGUGACGCAUAGAUGUCCUCAACAGCGCGGUGCCUUCAAUUUGUACAAGGAGCUCUCUAGGAGUUCUCUUCGAUCGCAUAACUCCUUUUGGAUAGGACUGAUCUCUAUAUGUGCGGUCUACCUUGGUCUGGCAUUCUCUGAUACGACGAAGAUUCUGGGCGAUCUGGUCAGCGAUCCUCAAACUACGAGCGCGGAAAAUCCCAGCGCUCUCAAGGCGAUAUCCAGAGCUUUAUCAUCGCAUGGUGCUUCUAUUCUCCCAGUAGGCCAAGCGAGGCGCCACAUCCAUACUCUCGCACUACGCAGAAGGCACAGCAUCGAUGUCAUCACGCGUCCGGAAGGAGACUCGGAGAUCUAUGACACACCGUCCCUCGCCAGCCAAGCGGAUUCUCAUAUUGAACGCGCCCAUGCACCGGAUCUUCUGAAGCUUUACGAGGUAAUUCUCAAAAGCUUCAGAGAGUAUAUCUGAUGCUUUCAAACCAAAAUUGCGGACCAAGACUUUGGUAGGAUGGGGUGCAGCCUUCAAGUUCUUCGAGAAUGCUUCCAAUAGCUACAACGUCAAGGGUGGCAGAGCUGGCUGUUGAAUCAAGACGACAUCAACUGUUAUAAUGCAAGAUUUGGUCUAUUCGUUUAGAGUGUGUAUGAAUGAAUGAGCUUAUUCGAGUAUAUCGUUCGUUCCAUCUUUUUCAAGUCUCGAACAAGGCUUACCCCGCAUGAGAGCCAGGAAAGUCCGUGGAGCACUUCCCCGCAGUUGUUGCCCCGCAAGUCUGAUAUUGUUCCAUCGUUGAUUUCCCUGCAUUACCGAGUUCACACCGAAAAAACAACUUCAAUUGGCUCAGUCUUGGAAUAUCAAGCGGAUUAAAAUCGAAUAUCAAAUUAUAAACACCCUUUCCGGUAAUGAAGUGGGGCGUGAGAGUUUGGUUGACAACUAGAUUGCUUGCCGUCAGUUCUGGUUUCCAGUCAUAAAGCCGAGGUCCGAGACGAAUUGCAAUACAAGGUUUUGAAAAGAGAUGUGUCAAUUGAGAGGAGGCUCACUGGCUCUAUUUACCCCGCUAAAUGGGCUCGGUCUAUAUCAGGUACCAACCACCCAUGGCAUAAAUCCGUUCUAGAGCGC